AUGACCCUCGCACCUAGAUUUGCUGGCCAGCAGCUCGCCGCCGGAGGCUUCGUGGGCACUAAGCACACGCUGGAAAUUUACUUGGAUUAUGUUUGUCCCUUCUCCGCCAAAUUAUUCCACACCUUCUACCCACUAAUAACCGCGUUCCUCAACAACCCCAACUCCGCAUCCUCCAAACACCUCCAGGUAAUAUUUCGCCAACAAAUCCAGCCCUGGCACCCUUCCUCAACCCUCACACACGAAGCGGGAUUAGCCGUCCUCAAGCUUGCUCCGGAGAAAUUCUGGCCAUUCAGCGCUGCGCUAUUCUCCAAACAGAAGGAGUUCUUCGAUGUGAGUGUCGUUAAUGAGAAGAGGAACGACACGUAUGUGCGCCUGGCAAAGAUCGGGGCCGAAGUCGGUGUUGAUGAGGGGGCGAUGUUGAAGUUGCUGAAAAUUAGCGAUCAGCCGGAUAAGGAUGGGAAUUUGAAUAUCGGGAAUGGGGUUACGACUGAUAUGAAGCUGAUGGUCAAGGCCGCGCGGGUGGUUGGAACGCAUGUUACCCCUACAGUGUUCUUUGAUGGAGUCGAGGAGAGAUCCAUUAGUAGCAGCUUUACACGCGAACAAUGGGAGGAAUGGCUUCAGAAGAAUGUCGUUUGA
Histoplasma mississippiense is the source of this 636-nucleotide messenger RNA. RefSeq lists its product as hypothetical. The transcript is spliced from 5 exons. The coding region runs from base 1 to 636 and encodes 211 amino acids. Lineage: Eukaryota; Fungi; Ascomycota; Eurotiomycetes; Onygenales; Ajellomycetaceae. The record is from RefSeq and is a predicted model, not a curated record.